Amblyraja radiata (thorny skate) is the source of this 698-nucleotide messenger RNA. It is a transcript of the gene rpl18a, whose product is annotated as ribosomal protein L18a. Gene Ontology annotation, biological process: translation. The record is from RefSeq and is a predicted model, not a curated record. Gene Ontology annotation, cellular component: ribosome. The coding region runs from base 115 to 645 and encodes 176 amino acids. The transcript has 5 exons. Gene Ontology annotation, molecular function: structural constituent of ribosome. NCBI's taxonomy places the organism in Eukaryota, Metazoa, Chordata, Chondrichthyes, Rajiformes, Rajidae.
GCGUGUGGCACAGGAGCACCGCUCCGCUGGCGUCAUAUCCGGCGGAGAGGGUUGUGAGUGGAGUCGGCGGCGACACAACUUCCUCUUUCGGGCGGCAGGCGGCAGAGAAGCGACAUGAAGGCGUCGGGCAUGCUCAAGGAAUACAAGGUGAUAGGGCGACGCCUGCCCUCACCUAAAGAGCCCAACCCUGCUCUCUACCGGAUGCGAAUCUUUGCUCCAAAUCACAUUGUUGCCAAGUCUCGAUUCUGGUACUUCAUUUCACUGAUGAAGAAGCUGAAGAAAUCUGCUGGUGAAAUUGUCUACUGUGGCCAGGUUUUUGAGAAGUCACCGGAAAAGGUGAAGAACUUUGGGAUUUGGCUGCGUUAUGACUCUCGUAGUGGGACUCACAAUAUGUACAGGGAGUACAGAGACCUGACCACUGCUGGUGCUGUCACCCUGUGCUACCGUGACAUGGGUGCUCGCCACCGCGCUCGUGCUCACUCCAUUCAGAUCAUGAAGGUCGAGGAGAUCCCAUCCAGCAAGUGUCGCCGCCCUGCUGUGAAGCAGUUCCACGACUCCAAGAUCAAGUUCCCUCUCCCGCACAGAAUUCUGCGUCGCCAGCACAAGCCACGUUUCACCACCAAGAGACCAAACACCUUCUUCUAAAAUGUAUUGAUAGUCUGUGCCUGAUCUGUGAGAAAAUACAACAAUGGCUGACA